AUGUUUUCGGACCAUCUACCAACAUAUUAUACAGUCGCAAAUGAGCUGCCUGUGUCAAACAAAGCAAAAUAUUUUCGCGAUUUUUCUCAUUUUGACAGUGAUUCAUUUUUAAGAGAUGUAGAGGCUAUCGAGUUCUCUGGCCUAGUAAAUGAUGACGUUAAUCAAAGUACCGGUAUUAGCAACUUAGUUGACAUACUACAAAAAAUUUCUGAUAAACACGCACCUAAGCGCAGAUUAAAUAGCAAAAAGAAAAGACGUUUAAAGAAGCCUUGGAUUUCCAAUGCCAUUGCCACUUCAAUCAAACGGAAACAAAGACUCUUCAAAUCUCACUUUCUAAGCCGAGAUCCGGAAAAAAUUACGAUUUACAAAGUGUUCAAUGAUAAACUGAAUAGAAUUAUUUCACGGCACAAUUUAACCUUAAUAGUGAGACCUUAAAAAGAACUUGGAAGCUUAUCGGUUUGCUCAUAAACAGGAAAAAGGGUGGCACCCCGCCAGUAAUAACUAAAGUCAUCUAUAAUGGUGCUUCCUACACAGAUAGGAAGAAUAUUGCCCGUCAGUUUUAA
Molecule: messenger RNA, 563 nt
Organism: Porites lobata
Lineage: Eukaryota; Metazoa; Cnidaria; Anthozoa; Scleractinia; Poritidae
Source: the annotation of a GenBank genome assembly